Molecule: messenger RNA, 1198 nt
Organism: Populus nigra (black poplar)
Lineage: Eukaryota; Viridiplantae; Streptophyta; Magnoliopsida; Malpighiales; Salicaceae
Product: dephospho-CoA kinase-like
Exons: 4
Coding region: 331-1029 (232 amino acids)
Biological process (GO): coenzyme A biosynthetic process
Molecular function (GO): ATP binding; dephospho-CoA kinase activity
Source: RefSeq, a predicted model, not a curated record
UCUCCUUCAUGUUCUGUGGUUAAAUACCCGCUACUAUUUUAAUGGUUGGUAGAGAUUUUUUUUUUGUGAGGAGAUUUUUGCUUUUGAUGUUGAAUAAACUGAAUAUGCUCUUAGAGAAACCAACGACCCGUUACCAAACACCAAAAUAGUUCCUGCAAACAUUGCAAUAACUCCAUAUGCGAAAAUUGGACUACUGAACAUUUCUCUCUACCUGCUCGAUAAAAUGCCAGCACGAACAGUUGUUUCGUGGAACGCUAUGGCUUGUAGUUAUUCAAAAUCGGGCAUAAGGACAGGAAGAUCAGUGACAGUACAAAAAUAGAGUGAGUGGAAAUGAGGAUUGUGGGAUUGACAGGUGGAAUCUCGUCGGGAAAGAGUACUGUCUCUAAUCUUUUCAAGUCCCAUGACAUUCCUGUCGUUGACGCUGAUAUAGUUGCUAGGGAUGUACUGAAGAAAGGUGCUGGUGGAUAUAAGAGGGUAGUUGCAGCGUUUGGAGAGGACAUAUUGCAAGCUAACGGGGAAGUUAAUAGGCCAAAACUGGGCCAGAUUGUGUUCUCUGAUCCUGGGAAGCGCCAGCUUCUCAAUAGGCUUUUGGCUCCUUUUAUAUCCUCUGGCAUCUUUUGGGAAAUUUUAAAGUUGUGGUUGAAGGGUUGUAAGGUAAUUGUCCUAGACAUUCCUUUGUUGUUUGAAGCCAGGAUGGAUAAGUGGACAAAACCCAUUGUUGUUGUUUGGGUUGACACUGAAACACAGCUUCAGCGACUCAUGGCAAGAGAUAGAAUCAAUGAGGAAGAUGCCAGAAACAGAACAAACGCUCAGAUGGCUCUGGAUUUGAAAAGGUCCAAGGCUGACAUUGUCAUUGAUAACUCUGGCACCUUAGAAGACCUGGAGGAGCAGUUUCAGAAGGUAUUAGUCCAGGUUACAAAGCCUUUGACGUGGACUGAAUUCUGGCUUUCAAGACAGGGAGCCUUCUCGGCUCUUGCGUCCAUUAUUAUCGGAGUUGUUGCUGGCAAAAAUGUUCUUAGCAAAUUAUAGUCGAAAUUCUUAAUUUCUAUUGCUUGACAUUUGCCAUGUGUUUCCCGUUUUGUUUAGAAAUAUAUUUAUUUAAUGGAGAUACGCACAAGAUAGUGCUUUUUAUCCUUAACCCACCCAUGCUAAUGUCAUUGAUUGGUCUUGUUCGCCAUUAGUUUCCUUUGCUCCUUAA